GUGGUACCGCGGCUGACAGGGCCAGCAUCCCUAGCCCGCUCGCUGUCGGCUGUCGCCGACAUGGAACCCGUGGCUAGCAACAUCCAGGUCCUGCUGCAGGCAGCGGAGUUCCUGGAGAGGCGCGAGAGAGAGGCAGAGCACGGUUAUGCGUCCUUGUGCCCACACCACAGUCCCGGGGCCGUCUGCAGGAGGAGGAAGCCACCCCUGCAAGCUCCUGGCGCGCUGAACAGUGGGCGGUCUGUGCACAACGAGCUGGAGAAGCGCAGGAGAGCCCAGCUGAAGCGAUGCUUAGAGCAACUGAGGCAGCAGAUGCCCCUGGGAGUUGACUGUACCCGAUACACAACACUGAGCCUGCUGCGCCGGGCCAGGGUGCAUAUCCAGAAGCUGGAGGAGCAGGAGCGGCAAGCCCGGCGGCUCAAGGAGAAGCUACGCAGCAGACAGCAGAGCCUGCAGCAGCAGCUGGAGCAGCUCCAAGGGUUGCCAGGAGCUAGGGAGCGGGAGCGGGACCGGCUGAGAGCAGACAGCCUGGACUCUUCAGGCCUGUCCUCUGAGCGCUCCGACUCAGACCAAGAGGAUCUGGAGGUGGAUGUGGAGAGCCUGGUGUUUGGGACUGAGACAGAGCUCCUACAGAGCUUCAGCGCUGGGCGGGAGCACAGCUACUCACACAGCACUGGCACCUGGGUAUGAUGCCCACUGCGGCCUGUACUCUCUGGACUGAGCCUGCCAGUCAGUGGCCCCCACACAAUUCGGCUUAGAGCCAAAUGUUGAAGAGACCAUAAAGCCACAGUGUGGGAGCAGACUCGGAUUCUUUGCUGCACAGCUUGAGCCUGGGCCACCUUCUCCACCCCCCAGGGAAUUUUAUGUAGCACUUGGCCCUGCUUUGUUGCUCCCCACAGGGACAGGAAGCCUCUAAACUUCUUGUUCCUGGGCAAAGCCUCAGGCCUCUGCCCGUAUAUACUGCACAGUAUUUUCAUUAAAAUCCUCUUUUGUAAGUUCCUGUCCAUGGUUUUGCCUCGAUGAGAUAGAGGAAGUCCCAGCCACAACUGGAAAAGAGGAAAUAAGGUCAGUAGCUGGCAAACAGGGUCUUGUGAAAGAGUGCACAUCAGAUAGUGUGGAGGAUGCUCUGUGGUCCUGAUGCUGAGGCAGUGCUGUGACUUGCCUGAGCUCCUGAUUCAAACCAAAGCUAUCUGACUCCAGAACUGGGGCUAAUCAAAUCAUGUGUUUAUUGAGUGCCUGUUAUGUGCUAAAUAUUGUUCAGGGUACUUGGGACACAGCAGAGAAUCAAACAAGGAGCCCUG
Messenger RNA from Mus pahari (shrew mouse), 1298 nucleotides. It is a transcript of the gene Mxd3, whose product is annotated as MAX dimerization protein 3. Bases 61 to 687 code for a protein of 208 amino acids. Gene Ontology annotation, molecular function: RNA polymerase II cis-regulatory region sequence-specific DNA binding; protein dimerization activity; DNA-binding transcription factor activity, RNA polymerase II-specific. Gene Ontology annotation, biological process: regulation of transcription by RNA polymerase II. The record is from RefSeq and is a predicted model, not a curated record. The transcript is spliced from 6 exons. NCBI's taxonomy places the organism in Eukaryota, Metazoa, Chordata, Mammalia, Rodentia, Muridae.